Megalops cyprinoides (Indo-Pacific tarpon) is the source of this 2079-nucleotide messenger RNA. RefSeq names its product TEA domain family member 3 a (gene tead3a). Gene Ontology annotation, biological process: hippo signaling; embryonic organ development; positive regulation of transcription by RNA polymerase II. Gene Ontology annotation, molecular function: DNA-binding transcription factor activity, RNA polymerase II-specific; RNA polymerase II cis-regulatory region sequence-specific DNA binding. Gene Ontology annotation, cellular component: transcription regulator complex. NCBI's taxonomy places the organism in Eukaryota, Metazoa, Chordata, Actinopteri, Elopiformes, Megalopidae. Bases 485 to 1738 code for a protein of 417 amino acids. The record is from RefSeq and is a predicted model, not a curated record. The transcript has 15 exons.
UUGAAAGUUUUUUUUUCUUCGUUUUUCAGUGUCGUGCGUUGAUUUCAUACCAAAGUCAUACUUUACAUUCCACCUUUACUGUCAAACCCGGAGAAAUAUUUAUUGAAAACAAAAAAGGCGCCUGAAAAAUAAACCGUUUAAAUGAGUUAACUUUUAACUUGUGCUUGAAAAGGCAGGAGAGGAAACCAACCAAAAGCCUCUUGGAGCUCCGCUUCCAACUUCCCAAAACUUUUUUCGGGGAGAGCAGAUCCUUAUUUUUACCCGGGGAUCAAUCGAAGGCGAAAACGAAAAUAAGAAAACAAUCCAGCUGGAGGACUGAAGUAAACGCGAUUUUUAAAGAACCGUCUCAAUUUUAUAGCAGUCCUCAGUCUGGGGCUCGCCGCCGGGCCCAGGGGGAGCCGCCAUCAUUGCGUCCAACGAGUGGAGCGCGAACGGAAGCCCGGAGGAGGGGCGGGACGAUGGGGCGGACGGGCUGGACAAGACCAUGGACGGGGACGCCGAGGGGGUGUGGAGCCCGGACAUCGAGCAGAGCUUCCAGGAAGCGCUGGCCAUAUACCCGCCCUGUGGCCGGAGGAAGAUCAUCCUCUCUGACGAGGGAAAGAUGUACGGUCGCAAUGAGCUGAUAGCAAGAUAUAUCAAGUUACGAACAGGAAAGACCCGCACAAGAAAACAGGUUUCUAGCCAUUUGCAGGUUCUUGCCCGGAGAAAGUCUCGCGAGAUACAGUCAAAGCUGAAGGCCAUGAACCUGGAUCAGGCCUCCAAAGACAAGGCCCUUCAGAACAUGGCGGCUCUGUCCUCGGCGCAGAUUGUGUCCGCCGGUGUGAUGAAGAGUCAGCUUCCCCCCCUGCCCCAGCCCCCCUAUCCACCGCCAGCCAGGUUUUGGCCGGGCCCUAUCCCAGGACAGCCUGGACCCUCUCAGGAUGCGCUGUGGGGUACCCAGGUGAUUCCAAGCAUCAAACCAUUUGCACAGACACCGUAUACCAACUUACCAGGCCCAGUUCCCACCCCAAUAUCAACCUAUGAGCCACUGCCCACCCCGCUUCCCCCGGCCGCCACGGCGGUGCCCGUGUGGCAGGACCGGACGAUCGCCUCCUCCAAGCUGCGCAUGCUAGAGUACUCGGCCUUCAUGGAGGUGCAGAGGGAUCAGGACACGUAUAGCAAGCACCUGUUUGUCCACAUCGGACAGACCAACCCCUCGUACAGCGACCCGCUCCUGGAGGCUGUGGACAUCCGGCAGAUCUAUGACAAGUUCCCAGAGAAGAAGGGCGGCCUGAAGGAGCUCUAUGAGAAAGGCCCUCAGAACGCCUUCUUCCUGGUCAAAUUCUGGGCGGACUUGAACAGCAGCGGCAUGCAAGAUGGGCCUGGCUCCUUCUAUGGGGUGAGCAGCCAGUAUAGCAGCGCUGAGAACAUGACCAUCACCGUCUCCACCAAGGUCUGCUCCUUUGGCAAGCAGGUGGUUGAGAAGGUUGAGACGGAAUAUGCCCGCAUGGAGGGAGGCAGGUGUGUGUACCGGAUCCACCGCUCCCCCAUGUGCGAGUACAUGAUCAACUUCAUCCACAAGCUGAAGCACCUGCCCGAGAAGUACAUGAUGAACAGUGUGCUGGAGAACUUCACCAUCCUGCAGGUUGUGACAAAUAGGGACACCCAGGAGACCUUGCUGUGCAUAGCGUUUGUUUUUGAGGUGUCAACAAGUGAACACGGGGCACAGUACCACGUCUACCGGCUCGUCAAGGACUAGGGGUCUUUACAGGGGGACCUGAGAGUGGGCCAGGUGGCUGGAAACCAGCUGUCCAAAGACUGCCCAAAAAAUGAUAAUUAAAAAAAAACUGUAAAACCAAAAAAAAAAUAAACACACACACACAUACACAUACAUAGGCAACUGCUAAACAAACAGACAAAAUAUGUAUAUUUUAUAGCACAGUGGGUAUUUUCUACUAUCAUUACUAAUUUUGUAAAAUAGGAAAUGUAUGAAGAUUAAACAAACAAAAAAAGAAACAAAAACUAAAAACUAUGCACUACUUUGUGUAAGGGCAAUUUUUUAUAUAUAUAUUUAAAUGUUUAAAAACAAAGCAGGUUGCA